AUGAUCGGGGAAAAAGAUAUCCCGAUUUGUCCUCUUUCAAUUGGUACAUUUGAUGGUGAAGAUAGCAUCUUCAAUGAUCUCAUCGAGACUUCAACUGCUGCAUCAACCAAGAUAAACGUAUCAAUCGACGCCAGUCUAUGUCAAACUGUUCAAUUAGAUUCAUCUGUUGAAGAUGGUUUUCCAUCAGCAACUCGUACAUUAACAACUACUUCUCGUGAUCCACACUUACUUUCAUCAUCAUCAACUGAUAAUAUUAAUGCAUGUCAUGUUAAAGAUCAAUCAUUAUUAACAACUGAAAAUCAUCCAUUUGACUCAUAUUUAUUUGGUGCAAGAUCGAGUUCUAUUGUUGUUGAUAAUCAACAUCAUCAUUUAUCAUUAACACAACAAUCGAUUGAUGAAAAUGACAAGCAAAUACCAACGUGA
Rotaria sp. Silwood2 is the source of this 423-nucleotide messenger RNA. The record is from the annotation of a GenBank genome assembly. Lineage: Eukaryota; Metazoa; Rotifera; Eurotatoria; Philodinida; Philodinidae.